Molecule: messenger RNA, 1848 nt
Organism: Mercenaria mercenaria
Lineage: Eukaryota; Metazoa; Mollusca; Bivalvia; Venerida; Veneridae
Product: sodium-dependent multivitamin transporter-like
Exons: 1
Coding region: 1-1848 (615 amino acids)
Biological process (GO): transmembrane transport; sodium ion transport
Cellular component (GO): membrane
Molecular function (GO): symporter activity
Source: RefSeq, a predicted model, not a curated record
AUGGGACUUAUAAGUCUUUUCGGUGUUGCUGAUUUCGUCGUCUUCUUCAUUACAGUGGGUGUGUGUCUUAUAAUUGGUAUAGUUUUUGCAAUUUUGGAAAGGAAGAGAAACACAAAGAUCAACUAUUUCCUAGCAAAUAGAAAUUACAGAACUUUACCUGUUGCUCUGUCGUUUGUUGUAACAUUUCUGUCUUCUUUGAGCAUGCUUGGGUUUCCAGCUGAGGCAUAUGUCUAUGGAAUUGGGAUUGCAUAUUUCGCAGUUGGAAUACUCACUGCUUACUCUUUCAAUGCGAUCUUCAUUGUCCCGGUUUUACAUCCACUUAAGUUAACAAGUGUUUAUGGAUAUUUUAAACUUCGGUAUGGAAAUAACGUGCUAAGGUACAUGACACUUAUCACUGGAAUUAUCUACAAUUUAUUCUAUAUGGCAAUAAUCACAGUUGGGACAUGUAUCGCCAUAGAAGUUGUGAUUGGAAUUCCGUUUUGGGGUACACUUCUCAUCUACACAGUUCUAACAUCUAUAUAUACUUCAGUUGGAGGAAUAAAAGCCGUUAUUUGGACUGAUGUUUUCCAGUUUGUGGUCAUUUUGAGUGGAAUCAUUGCCAUCAUAGUUAAGUCAAGUAUCGAUGCCGGUGGGUCAGCUAGGGUGUCCGAAUAUUCGCAUGAACGCCUGAAGACAGAUUUUAGUUUUGACCCGACAAUCCGUUUUCAAUUUUGGAAUGUGUCGUUCGGAACAUUUAGCACAAUGUUGUACUUAACCUUAACACAGCAAGCAAUGCAAAGGGUAUUUUUAAAUCCGACAGUGAAGAAAGCGAGGAUCAUGUAUCUAAUUUGUUCCCCAAUCUUUGCUAUUAUCAUAGUAAUGGUGACAUACCAGGGAGCAAGUGUUUUUGCUUACUUUGUUGCAAAAGGCUGUGAUAUACUUGAGGCAGGACUAGUUAAAAAUGUGAACGCAAUUAUACCAUUUGCUAUAAUAAUAUUAUUCAAACAUCAAGCCGGUUUAGCAGGAUUGUUCACAGCUGCGUUAUCAAGUGCAGCACUUAGCACACUGUCUUCUUGCCUCAAUGGUUUGUCUGCUGUUACAUAUGAAGAUAUAAUAAAGGUGAAAUUUCCAGAAAUGCACACGCAUCAGGCAACCAGAAUAUCAAAAGUCAUUGUUUUGUUGUACGGUUUAGUUACUAUGGGACUGGCAUUCGUAAUUUCUCAUAUUCCAGGAUCGAUUGCUUCGAUUUUCUUUAGCUUCAUGGCUUGCAUGGACGGACCGAUAUGUUCAGUAUUUUUACUGUCAAUAUUUUAUCGUAGAGCUACAACAAAAGGGCUUGUUACAGGUGCGUUUUGUGGAAUGGUCAUAUCCUUCUGGUUGAACAUGGGCAGCAAGUUUUCUAAUGUUCCACCUUUUCCACGUCUUCCUGCCGGUCCAACAAACCAGUGUCAUAAGUAUUCAGACCAAUUCCUAUCAUAUGCAAAUAAUUCCGAAAACUUCAAUUACACAUCUUUUCAUACGGGCAAUUUGACCAAGUCUCCGGUUUUCUCUAUGCCAUUAUCAACGACAACUAUCAUGUUUUCUAAUGAAGCCGAUGAAUUUACAUUUCUACAGAAAAUAUACAGCAUCUCUUACAUACUGUUUUCAUUGAUUGGUUUGAUGACGUCACUUCUGAUAGGGAUCAUUGUCAGUCUAUUUACAAAUCCACCAAAGCAGUACAACGAACGUUGUUUGUUUUCAUUUAGAACACAUGUUAUUGAGACAUUUUGUGGAGAUCAUGGGUUAAAAGCGGAAGAGAAAAUGAACACAAAGGCAGAAUAUGAUGAGCAUGAAGUAACAAAAUUCAUGCAAAAGGAUGACGAGUUGUGA